Molecule: messenger RNA, 571 nt
Organism: Blastocystis hominis
Lineage: Eukaryota; Bigyra; Opalinata; Blastocystidae
Exons: 7
Coding region: 1-558 (185 amino acids)
Source: RefSeq, a predicted model, not a curated record
AUGCCCGAAACAUAUUAUUGUCAUAAAUGCAAAAGAACGGUAUCUGCGACACAACAACCCGAUGGCAGUUACCAAUGUAGUCAAUGCCAUGAUUAUUUUGUGGAAAUACGAGAUGAGCCCGAUGUUCCUCCUGUUAACAACCCUCCCCCACAAAAUAUAAAUGGAAAUACCUUCGUUUUUCAGCCCAACAUAGUCAGACUACCCAAUGGAACUGUAACGAUGAGCUUUCAAACUUCGAGUGGACAUAUAAAUAUGGACCAUAUUGGUCAGCUUUUAAGCAUGAUUCUAACUGGAUUUGAUCGUCCGGCCCCAGUACAGCACACAUCUCGUAGGUUUAUCCGAAAUUUAGUUCAUCGUCAUCCUACUGAUGCCGAGCUAGAAUCCACCCCUACUUGCCCUAUUUGUGAGAAUGACAUUACGAAGGAAGAUGAGAUCGUCUCUCUGCCCUGUAAUCACUUAUUUCACCCCAAUUGUAUCGUUCCUUGGAUUGAAGACCAUAACACUUGUCCCACCUGCAGAGCUCAACUGCCACUUAGCGAUGGAGAGGAAGAAGGAUAAAAAUGUUGUGUUU